Molecule: messenger RNA, 651 nt
Organism: Colletotrichum navitas
Lineage: Eukaryota; Fungi; Ascomycota; Sordariomycetes; Glomerellales; Glomerellaceae
Exons: 2
Coding region: 1-651 (216 amino acids)
Cellular component (GO): cytoplasm
Molecular function (GO): oxidoreductase activity
Source: RefSeq, a predicted model, not a curated record
AUGAGGUCCUGCGGCAUGCAGUUGUUCACCCAUACGCUCGCCCUCUCCGUCACACCCGCCGCACCAGCGGCUGACGGCAGCCCGCGGUGGCGCGUUGGCACCCCGAGGGGGACCAUCUGGUGCGCCAACGUCUUCCACGCGACAACCGGCUACGUGUCGCACCUCCUCCCCGGGUUCCUCGACAAAGAUUCGCGAGGUGGACGGCAAGCACCUCAUCUUCGGCGGCCGCGACCUCGCCCGUCCACGGGGUUGCACCGCCCCCUCGGCGACUGGGACGACUCGACCACCACGCCCGACAUCAUCCGCUCCCUGACAGAGUUCUCCGAGACGCACAUGGCGGUCCGGACCGGCGCCGGACCGCCGUGCUACGCCUGGUCCGGCAUCAUGGGCCUGACCCCGGAUGAGCUGCCCUACGUCGGCGCCGUGCCCGACUGCGCCGGUCAGUGGGUCGCCGCCGGGUACUCGGGACACGGCAUGGCAAGGGCCUUCAUGACAGCGCAGGCGCUGAUCCAGCUCUUCGCCCAGGACGACGUCGACUCGCGCGUGCCGGCCGAGUACUUCAAAAUUGCCGAGAGGCUCGCUCGAAAGGAUGACGAGUGGGAUCAGGUCCUUGAAAGAAAUCUCAAAGCGAACCCUCCUCCGGUUGUAUAA